AUGGGUGACAGCGAACAGCCAUUCACACUCUCGGUCUCCGAUGCUGAACUCGAGGCACUGCAGAGAAAGCUUGAGCUUGCGCGGCUGCCGGAUGAGGUCGACGGGGCUGGCUGGGACUACGGCGUACCCCUGGCAGACGUGAAGCGCCUUCUCGCUCGCUGGCAAAAUGGUUUCGACUGGCGCGCGGCGGAAGCUACGGUCAACAAACUACCGCAAUUUACCAGACAGGUUGAAGUGGAAGGCUUCGGAGAGCUCAACAUUCAUUAUGUACAUCAAAAGAGCACGGUGAAGAAUGCCAUCCCUCUGCUCUUCGUCCACGGAUGGCCGGGGCACUUCCUCGAGGUUGAGAAACUCUUGCCUUUGCUCACGGCCGCCUCGCCGGACCACCCUAGUUUUCACGUCGUUGCACUCAGCCUUCCGUGCUUUGGAUUCUCGGAUGCACCAGCCAAACCUGGCUUCAAUGGCGCGAAGUAUGUAGAAACCUGCAACAACUUGAUGCUCGCUCUGGGCUACAACGAGUACGUGGUACAAGGAGGCGACUGGGGCUCCUUCAUUGCCCGUAGGCUUGCAUCCACGUAUGGAAACCAAAGUGUGAAGGCAUUCCACACAAAUUUUCCCAACGUCCAGGUGCCCCCUUCGCUGUGGAAGAACCCCCAGCAGUUCUUCGCGCACGCUGUCACGCCGUAUACCGCCGCUGAGCGUGCUGGCAUCGAGCGCACGCAGUGGUUCCUCACGAAGGGCUGCGGGUACUCCCAUGAGCAGAAGACGCAGCCGCAGACGCUCGGGUACGCACUCGCGGACUCACCGGUCGCGUUGCUGGCAUGGAUAUACGAGAAGCUCGUGCAGUGGACUGACGGGUACCCCUGGGAGGACGACGAAGUGCUGACGUGGAUCUCCGUCUACUGGUUUUCCAAGCCUGGUCCCGCCGCCUCUGUGCGGAUCUAUUAUGAGACCGUCGUUAGUAACGAGCACCCCAAAAUCCCUACGAGCACGAUCCCUUGCGGACUGUCCUUCUUCCCUAAAGAGAUAAUAGUUCCGCCGAAGACGUGGGCUCGCACGAUAGGCAACGUCGUAUUUGAGUCGGAGCAUCAGAGCGGAGGGCACUUCGCCGCUCAUGAGAAGCCUGAGGAACUUGCGGCUGAUGUUCGUGCGAUGUUUGGCAAGGGCGGGCCCGCGUUUGGGGUAGUAAGCGGCAGGGUAGGAUAUGACUGA
This is a messenger RNA of Postia placenta MAD-698-R-SB12, 1212 nucleotides long. RefSeq lists its product as hypothetical. The transcript is spliced from 7 exons. NCBI's taxonomy places the organism in Eukaryota, Fungi, Basidiomycota, Agaricomycetes, Polyporales, Adustoporiaceae. Gene Ontology annotation, biological process: epoxide metabolic process. The record is from RefSeq and is a predicted model, not a curated record. Gene Ontology annotation, molecular function: epoxide hydrolase activity. The coding region runs from base 1 to 1212 and encodes 403 amino acids.